UGCGUGGCAGACCGUCUGGUCUCUUAUUCCGACUUCACUGUUUCUGAGUUCUUCAUGAAGAGAACUACAGAAGAUGAUGUCCAACUGCAUACAACUAGCGUCAAGACUGCUCGAGCGUCUUUCUUGUCUCCUCCAGCUCUAUCGCCAGUAGAUGCAGACACAUCAGGUCUGGCCAGAAAGAUGGGCACCUUAGAUAUCGCGAAAAAUAGUCAUCCAGUGCUAAGUUCUGCUCCAAUGACGUCAUCAUGCCUGCUCACGCCAAAUCAUCAUCAGCCACCUGCUCUUUUGAGUACUGCCUGUCCAUCAGCAGAACCGGAUAUUUUUUCUCUUGACGUGGACGGAACAGCAACAGCAGUUCCACGUCCCCUCGCAAAAAUCACUGUCUUGCAUGGACCGGCAACAGAAGUGCGGUUGCUAGAUGAUGAAAGGAUCGCUUUUGCAUCAGAAACCCUCUUUCCAGAACCGGUAAUGGAAGAACUAUGCAUAUUUGCAGCUCCUUCGGCGGCUCCUGGUGCGUCGCCAUCAUCGGACUGUGCAGUUGGGUGAUUGUGGUGCGGCUGGUGUCAUGCGCGUCGAUAGGAGAACGAGAUAUGCUGUGGUUCUAGUUUUUGCUAAUCUAUUGGAGAUUGGUCAUCAGUUUUGCUAUUUUUUAAUAUGUAAAUACAAACUAAAUUGAAAUUUUCGAUUAUCUAUUUGAAAUUGAUUUUUCUUCCCUUCAGCUUCAUCAUCUGCGUUUCCACUUAGACAAUAUUUCUAUGCUGCUCUGCGCAAGUUCGAUGGGGGGUCUGUUAUGCAAAACAAACGAUUUUUGAGAAAUCCAACGAUAUGGAUUUGUAUCGGGAUUCAGACAAACUGCAAAAUUCUUGAAAUGCUAUUGAUGUUUUUCGCUCUUCUGAGAAAGACGGCGCUCUUCCUUGUUUAUUGAGUAUGUACAUCCUCAACUUCCAUCUGUUCUUCAUUUCUUUUCAUUCAAUUUCAAAUUGCCCUACCGGUUUGCACACGUUUUUUUAAAUUCAAGUGAAACUGACUGAUGAGCUUGUGCAUCAUCCAAUAAAUAUGUUCAAAUCUCGAGAACAAUCUACUGAAAUAGAUAAUGAUAUGAUGUAGGAAAUCUAUCGAGUGUGUCGACUUUCUAAUUUAAGGACUGCCUUCUGUGCCUCCUUUGUCGAGCACAUUCGAUUCUUCCAUCGCGUAUCAUCUCUGUCAUGUCUUAAACAAGGAUACCUUCUCGCUUGAACUUCUCAUGAGGCUUCUCGUCGCUGACAACGCUAAAUGAUAUGUGGUAAAAAGUUGUAGCGAUUAACGAAGU
Messenger RNA from Amoebophrya sp. A25, 1309 nucleotides. The record is from the annotation of a GenBank genome assembly. Lineage: Eukaryota; Dinophyceae; Syndiniales; Amoebophryaceae.